AUGGUGGGCCAGCGCGUGGCCGUGUCGAUGGCCAGCAACUUCCUGCCGCUGCUGCUGCUGACGGUCGUGCCGGUGUGCGCCGUGCUCGCUGGCCACGUGCGGGCCCCGCACCUGAUGGUCUCAGACAUCAUUGCCUCCGGGCCGCUCUACAAGGCGUUCUACGCCUUCGGGUUCACAUACUGCGCCUACGGCUCCAACACCAUCUGGACCGAGGUCAUGCGCCACGUCAAGGCGCGAGCCCCGGCACUGCGGCGGGAGGCGGACCGCUUCCUCAUCGUCCUGCACUGGGUGGUCUUGCCGUGCCUGCUGCUGCUGUCGACCUUCUCCUACGACCACGAGGAGCCCGAGCACGGACUCGACGGCUCGGGCAGGCAGCCGCGAUCCUGGGCCGAGGGCAUCCCCAGGGACGCUGGCGCGCUCGCCAGCUGGCUUGUGCACGUACUUUCCACCAGCCUCUUCUUCUUCGGCGCUGCGGUCUGCGGAGGCAUCUACGUGAGGCAGAUCAUGCCGCACCUGAAGGACAAGGGGCUCGUGCAUCCCAGAGACUUGGCCUGGAGUAGGGUGGCGUGCGGCGGUCUCGUUUACGGCGUCUUUAUCACGGCCAUCGUCCGGGUUCUGCACAUGUUCCACGACCAGCACCUGUGGUGUUGGCCGCUCGCGGUCUUCGAGGUGGCUCUGAUUCUCCUGUGCAUCGUCGUGAAUACGAUGGGGACGCUCCAACUACUAAGCGAAUUGGAUAAGGACGAGCCAGCAAUAGACUUCAAGGAAGCCUUUCUUCUGUAG
Messenger RNA from Prorocentrum cordatum, 783 nucleotides. NCBI's taxonomy places the organism in Eukaryota, Dinophyceae, Prorocentrales, Prorocentraceae. The record is from the annotation of a GenBank genome assembly.